CCCACCACGAAUGUGAUUACAUUUUCGGAAACGCUUCCUGGGAUGCCAGUUACGAAAAAAAAAGCCUUGGCACUCUUUAUGCUCUUCGUGUAUGAAACAUUAUCUCCGGUUGAUAGCGAGCAAUCGGAGGAGGAGGCUCCGAUUGACCAGUGCAAACGCCGGCUCGACGAGAUGGUUCUGAAGGAAAAAAUUAUUCUGACAACGGAGCGGCUUGGAAAGAUGGUGGGCAACUUGGUGUCUCGCAUCUACACCCACGAUGCACAGAAAUUUGGCAGGGAUAUUGUUGAUGAUGUGUUCCACUCCUGGAAGAUUGUGCUGACCGCCUGCCUCUGCACGCUGAUCGUUUGCUUCCUGAUCUUCUUGGUUCUGGUGAUUGCGCUAAGGAACUACAUCCGGAAAGCGAUUACGCUGAUCAAAGAGGGCAGAAAGGCUGUGAGCAGUGUGCUUAGCAGCGUGUUCUUCCCCAUCCUCACCUGGAUGCUCAUCCUUGUCGCCUUAGUGUUCGCCAUUGUUGUGGGUUUGAAUCUGACAUCCAUUGGAGAUCCUUCGUUUAGAAAGAUGCGUCAGUUAACGGAAAGUGGAGAAGUGUCACCGGAAAAUUGCACCUGCAAGGGUCCAGCCAUCAAUUACACAAUGGGUGGAUCCUGUGACCCUCUAGUGUUCCAGCAAGAGUGCUUCAUGCAGGACGGAAAGUCGUUGAGAGCACCUUGUUUGAAAACCACUGGCAGCUUCGAGAGAAUUAAUAACCCUCCUAUGGUCAAGUGGUUACUAUUUUACCACUUCUUCGGUUUCCUCUGGCUGUGCUCCUUCAUCUUCGACUUCAGCUACAUGGUGUUAGCUUCUGCCUUCGACAUCUGGUACUGGGGCGAUGCUACGAAAAAUCCUCCCAUCCUCAUCCGGGCUUUCGGCGAGAGCACUUACCACUUGGGAACGGUGGCCUUUGGUUCUCUUGUGUUCAAGUUCGUUUGGAUAAUCCGCCUUGUUCUCGGGCUUAUCUAUGAGUUGCUGGAGAAUUUCGACAGUGUGGUGACACGGGCUAUUUAUAGAUGCAUCGUCACCAUCUCCGUUCUAAAUCCGAGCGCCUACAUCAUGUGCGCUAUCAGUGGCAAGAACUUGUACAGGAGUGGCAUGGAGGCGUCCAAGCUAAAGGAUUCCACCUUGAGUGCGGCGAUUCCAAGGAAUGGAAUAGCGACCUUGUUCUUUUACUGACAGGAUUAUUAUUUUUGGGGGC
Molecule: messenger RNA, 1231 nt
Organism: Drosophila suzukii
Lineage: Eukaryota; Metazoa; Arthropoda; Insecta; Diptera; Drosophilidae
Source: RefSeq, a predicted model, not a curated record